Molecule: messenger RNA, 4676 nt
Organism: Oxyura jamaicensis (ruddy duck)
Lineage: Eukaryota; Metazoa; Chordata; Aves; Anseriformes; Anatidae
Gene: MYADML2
Product: myeloid associated differentiation marker like 2
Exons: 4
Coding region: 926-1834 (302 amino acids)
Cellular component (GO): membrane
Source: RefSeq, a predicted model, not a curated record
CUCUUGCUGCAUUUCCUGGUUGUUGUUAUGUUAAUUGUGAUAAUUCCACCCCAGAACGAAUGCAGAGUUUCUACAUUUAUCACCAGAGGUCUUUUUAAGGAAAACAGAAGAUUUUUGCAACAAGACAGUGAGGUUACAAGAUAGAGUGAAAAAGCUGAAGAGAUACAAUAAUAACUGGUUCCCAUAGAAGUAAAACAGAGACAGGGAAGAGUUUAAGGAGAUGGUGAGGACUGGCGAUCAAAAUCUUCACAGCCGCAUGCUCUCACUAAUGCUCAAAGCACAGCAGGGCCUUUCACAGCAGUGCUUAUGAUGCCUUUAGGCUUCGGCCCCUUCUCAGGCAGCCCCAGGUCUGUGGGGCAGCGCCCUUGUUUCUGCACCAUGGCUGGAUCAGAGCCCACCUCCAACAGCCUUGUGAUGUGGCUGUGGGGAGGACAGCAGCGCACAAGUGACCUACACGCUUCUAGAGGAGCAACAGAAGAAUAAUCAGGAGCCCCUGAUGGAGCUCACAGUUUCAGUGUUAAAUAACACCAGCUCACGGCAGUUGAGAGGGGCAGGACUCAUUCCAGAACUAUUAAUAUAGCCCCUAUUUAUACUCCUGGGUUCCUGCAAACGCCACAGCAGAGAGCUACAGCUGCAGAACUGAAAUGGAAUAAAUGUCAGCCUCCAGGGAGAAAGUGAUCCUUUCAGCCAUCAUGUGGGAAAGGAGACAGUGAAAGGACAGAAUAAGGGGCAGUGUUCAGACCUGGGAAAGCAGAGUGAGCUGAUCGUGGCACCCUGAGAAUGCAGCCGGUGGGCAGAGCCAGCCAGUAACCUCCCUGCAGCAGCAAGUCUGUGCUGAGAGACUGCCAGAAACGCACAUUCAGCGUCACACACAGCACCUACGGAUACCGGCAGAGAUGAGUGCACUGUCUGCUGGACUGGAAAGAUGAUGGAGAACACAGGAGGGCCGUAUUUGAACACCGCUGCUGUAACAUCCCCUGUGGGAAUAGUUCGCUUGCUGCAGAUAAUGUUUGGAUGCACCACAUUCAGCCUGGUUGCCCACCAAGGGGGAUUCAGUGCAGCAUAUGGCACUUUCUGCAUGUUUGUCUGGACCUUCUGUUUUGCCGUCACUGUCUUUAUCAUAACCUGCGAGUUCACGCAUCUACACAGCUGCCUGAGCAUUUCCUGGGGAAACUUCACUGCUGCUUUUGCCAUGCUUGCCACGCUCAUGUCUGUCACUGCAGCAGUGAUCUACCCACUCUAUUUUGUCCAACUUGGCUGUUACCCUAUCGGCUGUGAGGUGAGAGACUUUCGUAUAGCAGCCAGCGUCUUUGCCGGCCUCGUGUUUGUUGUGUAUGCCGCGGAGGUGUUCCUGACCAGGGCAAAACCGGGACAGGUCACCAGUUACAUGGCCACUGUCUCUGGGCUUCUGAAAAUCGUUCAGGCCUUUGUGGCCUGCAUCAUCUUUGGGGCGCUGGUGAACGACAGCCAGUACAGCAAAUACGUGGCGACACAGUGGUGCGUGGCUGUCUACAGCUUUUGCUUUGUGGUGACAGUGGUGGUGGUCGCCUUCAGCGUCACAGGUAAGACCGCUUUGCUCUGGUUUCCCUUCGAGCGCUCUGUGGUUGUCUACACCUUUGGGGCUGUCCUGCUGUAUGUGAGUGCGGCGGUCAUCUGGCCGGUGUUCUGCUUCGAUAGUAAGUACGGCUCCCCACAGCGCCCCGGCCUCUGCGCCAGGGGCAGGUGCCCGUGGGACAGCCAGCUGGUGAUCGCCAUCUUCACCUAUGUCAACUUGCUGCUCUACGUCGUGGACCUGGCAUACUCCCAGCGCAUCCGCUUCGUCUCCCACCUCUGAAGUCUGGGUCUGCCUCCGCGAGGUCACCCUGGCUCCAACAGCAGAAGCAGUGAGGGAAGCAGCAGGAGACAGGAUGCAGCAAAGGCAGGCACUGCCGGGUGUGCCAGGGAGAGCCACAAACCAGACUUCAAGGUUAAGACAGACUGAAGCAGCAAGUCAGCAGCCCAUGGUGGGUAGGCUGCCCACCUCCCCGUCAUUCAGCAUCUGCUUUGACCUCCUGGUGCCAGAGCAAAGAAAUUCUGUGGUUCAAAGUAUGCAACAUGGCCUUUCAUCUCCAGAAGGCAAAAAUGCUUGCUGCAAUAGCAGGUCUGUAGGCUACUGGACUACUAAGCCAAAUAUUAGGAAAGAUACCAAGGAUUUUGAAACUGUUACCAACACUUAACUAUAAUCAAGUGACUACCCAGGAAGUGGGAAAGUUAAAGGCUGCAUCAAGGAACACCAGUUGUGGAAAUGAAAAACAAUCCUUCAAAGUUUGGGUUAGUCUGGGCUAUGUGGUGAGACAUGAAAUGCUUACAAGUGUGGGAAAUUUCAGCCAGAAUGUUUCUGAGAAGAACAUAGCUGUAGUAUUAUUUUGAAGGUUACCAGUCAUCUCCCUCUCCCUUUUCCCUCCAGCACCAAAAAAAAUAAUAUCCUCAAGCAUGUGCCUUGGUAGGAAGCAUGGGAUAUUCUUAUUUAGCAAACACCAGGUCAUUACAGAAAUGUAAAUUUGUGAAAUUGGGGUUCUACUGCCAGGAAACUGGGUGCAGAACAGAGCCAAACUGCAAAAUAACUGUAUAAUCGGACACCCUCACUGAGGCAGGACCAGAAGGUAUCUUGGCAUGAGCUUUGUCUCAGUUCAUAUGCCACUGCUUCUUUACACUGAUGUAAUUUUUUUCCUAGAUUAAAGAUAUAUUUUGGGGGGAGUGGGGAAUGAAGAUGAAUUGAUCUCACAGCUCUGCAUAAAAGACCAAACUUGUGGGGAAAAAACCUUGCACAUAAUGGUAACAAAUUUGGAGUGCUGCCUCAGACCAGACCAGGUUCUAGGAUUCCCAAACUCUUUGUGUCACCAACCAGCUGCAUUUCUCUGACCCAGCCCUCACAAAACACCCACUUUGAAGUCUCACAUAGCAUGGCUCAGAUUUCAAGCUUAAUAGAACUGUUCUUCAUUUCUGAUCCAGCAAGAAACCAAAGCAGUCUGAGUACUUCUGCUGAAGGCACGCAGACUAGAUAGGUUUGGUUAAAAUCUAGAAGUAGCUGACUGUCAGAAGCAAGAUUUAUUUUUUAACCAAAUUAAAAUAAAGCGGAAUGGCAGACUUGCAUACUACAUCUCCAGAGGUUUGUGUGCUUUCAUGUUGCUCUCUGCACAGCUGUUAUUUCACCAGGCAUAGCCCUUCUGCUUUCUGCCAGAAAGCACGGUUCAAUUUAUUUUGAUGGAUGAAGCCUGAAUGCAGCCCUAAAAAAAUGUAUGGACAAGACCGCCAAGACCUCUGACUGACAUUCUUUGUAGCAGACUCACUCAGGAAAAAGGAAGGAAAUGCAUUUUUCAUUGUUGUUUGUACGGGGUUUGAAAAGCAAUGGAAAAAUAUAUGUUGGGACAGAUUGCAUUGGACAAUUCUGCUACUCUGAGUAAGAACCAGCACUUAGAACUGGGAACUAUUAGUCCAUGAAACAGGACAAGAUUCAGUAUCUAUCAUAAAGGGAGUGCACUAAACAGCCUUCCAAUGGAUUUUUCUCUUGCACAAAUUCCCAUUAAGGCAGGGAAUUUUGAAAAGAAUGGUCCAGCAAGAGACUGGUCGGCUUCCUCCAGGGCAGGAUUUAAGACUAUCUAGUAUAGCUGUAAGAAAGGACAUUAGGGAGCUUUAUUUCUUGCAAACCGGACAAUCUAAGGUGUUGUACAAACAAGAAAUACUACAUUUAGAAAAAUUAUUUGUAUUAGAGCAGGCAAUGUACAAAUAGAGUUACUGCAUACAAAAAGAAUCUAGAGCAUUUAUGAUGUAUUUUUUUUUUAAAAAUUGUCAACCUGGACAAAUUAAGCUGUGUAGUGCUUGGAAAUUAUUUAGCUUUUGUUAUUCCAGAGCAGGAAAAAAUAAGUGACAGUGAACCGUCCUGGUUUCUGUUAUAACAUUUUAACCUGAAGGGGAAAAAAUAAAUAAAUUGUUUUAAGAAAGCAUAUUCCUGUAGAUUCCAUCAUGGCUACAAGGAGCUGGUGGAAACCAGGGAGAGGGAUGUCAGUGAAGUCUGCUUGGCCCAGAGCUGACACUGCCUAGCUCCUCAGCUGGUUAACACCUUUUUUCAGCUAUGUAUUUUGCUUGCUUCUUGCUGUGAAGAUUUUGCACCAAGCAAUUAGCAAUUUAUACAAUGCUAGGGGCAUAAAGCAAUGCCCAAGAGAAACAGGCAACUGGGAAACAAUUGGGGUAAAAUUUAGUGUCUCAACAGCAAGGAGGAAAUAGAACUUAACAUGGAAAUCAUGAUACCACUGACUGGAGGAGUGGAAAGAAUAGUCAUUGCCAAGAACAGUGUGUUCAGAUUUAGCUUUCUCAUCUGCCAGCCAAAGACUGAGCAAAAAAUGUUAGCAUGGUCAAAAUGGCAAAAAAAAAAAAAAAAAGAUUGUGUGGACAACAAUCCACUCUUUUAGGGGAAAAAAAUGAAAACCUCAUGCUUUAGUGGUUAAAACACCCUCUAACCAUUGGAAACUAUGAGAUUACCCAAUCUAGGACAGAGAACAUCCAAUAUCUGCUUAAUAUGAUUUUAACAACCAACCCUAUUAUGGUCCAAUUAAUUAAAAAGCCUUUUAUUUCCAGAGCUCAUCUUUCUCCUUAAUUAGUAAAUUAUGAUCAAGUAACUUGUAUUCUGCUGCAAAGCA